AUGGGUUAUGAUGCCAACAGUAACCAGAUAGGAUUAGAUCAGUUAAUGGCCAUUGACAGAGUAGCUGGAUGGAACCAGAAGGGCAUCGCAGUGGCAAGCGGGAGAAGGGUUGAGGCUAGAAAGUCCCGAAGAAAGGCAGGGAGUGGAGCCGUUGGAGGAUCGGAGGCGACCUUCAAUUCACACCCAGAAACCGAGGACUGGAGGGAAAAUCCAGGAGUUUUUGGACUGGACGGACUUCCCGAUCGUCCGGCGUUACCAAUCCGUAACAGCAGAUCGGACGGAUUCAGGUUAGACUAUCCCCAAACCAGCACGGCAUUUUACCGAGGCCGCCCUGAGAAAGAGAAAGAUAAUCUCCAAGCCGGGAUUUAG
Aspergillus niger is the source of this 369-nucleotide messenger RNA. RefSeq lists its product as hypothetical. The record is from RefSeq and is a predicted model, not a curated record. NCBI's taxonomy places the organism in Eukaryota, Fungi, Ascomycota, Eurotiomycetes, Eurotiales, Aspergillaceae. The transcript has 3 exons. The coding region runs from base 1 to 369 and encodes 122 amino acids.